AUGGCCUCAGUCGCUUCCAAAGCUCUCACUGUCGCCCAGUACAGGCCGCGGGUCCAGAAAAUCGCUGAGCACGACUCGGAGGAGAUCAUCGGAUGGCUUACGAAGAACACCGCCGCCGGCCUUCCAUGGGUCCUCCGAGUCAAGCAUGAAUUCUACAACAUACUUAUGGCUCAGUUUCCCGAGUACCUCCGACUCAUCGGAACCUCCCGCAUAACCGGUGUCGUGAACGGCAUCGCACUGGUGUCUAGCUCUUGCACGGUCCGCACCGUCGGCAAACGCUUUCGUCCGAAGAUUUUAUACCGAGUGAUUCAUGGAAACCAGCCUGGAAAGGGCAUUAGGUCUAGAUUGGGACGUGGGAGCGAUCCCAUUUUUCUACAACUCCACCUCCAGAAACAUCUACGCUGGCGCUGCCGAGAACCAAGUCCCUUCCUCUCGGCGACCGACGAUUGGGAUAAAGCGAUGCGCAUAGCCUCCAAAUAUGCUGUUCGGAACCUCCCAGAUGUCGAAAUCAUCGUCUUCCAUACAAGCGGACCAGCCUGGAAUCACGACGUCCAAAGACUGUGGCGUGCCAGAUCGUUGAUCCGUCGCUUGGGCUUGAUAGGUAUCGACCGGCCCUACUUUGCGAACGAGUACCUCGUAGAAGAGUCCAUCCCCGAGGAAAGCAUCGUUCUUCGGAAGAAGGCACCCGAGGCUGACAGCACUUACAUGAGGAAUGCUCGCCAUGAUCUGGAAGCCGCUAGGAAGAGAGCCGAGAAGGAGAAGAAGGCCCGAGAAGAGGAGAAAAAGGCCGAAGAAUCAGCUGCAAUGAAGCGCAAGGCGGGCGGACUGGAAGAACCCGAGCCUGAGCCCAAGAAGCGGAAGACAGGAAAGUGGGUGAAGGUGGGCAUCAAGAUCGGCCGCAACGUUGGCAGCGCCUGA
Molecule: messenger RNA, 918 nt
Organism: Colletotrichum higginsianum IMI 349063
Lineage: Eukaryota; Fungi; Ascomycota; Sordariomycetes; Glomerellales; Glomerellaceae
Exons: 1
Coding region: 1-918 (305 amino acids)
Source: RefSeq, a predicted model, not a curated record